AGUAAACCAUUGGUAUAUGGAUUACUUUUACCGUUAAUCAAACAACCUCCUGAAAUAGAUCUUGUGCCUAAUCAUUUAGAGCAACAACAAUACGAAGGCGAAGAUGAAGGUGUUUCUAAACGUUUUGAGGAUUGGGAUGAUGCCAUGAUUGACAUUUACAUUUCUAUUUUUAGUCAAAAAUUCCAAUUAUUGAAUGAACCAGAAGAGAUAUUGUCAAGAUUUUUAAAAUACUUGGAUUUUAAUAUUGAACAAAAACCAGAAAAUCAAAAAUUAGGACAACUAAUGAUGAUUAUUGUUACUAAACAUUCUAACGAUAUCAUGGAAAUGUUACAAGAAUUGAAAGAUAUAAUUGAAAAAACAAAAUCAUAUUUUAAAAGAAUUGUUUUGGUGCAUUUGAAUAAAUUAAUGAACAACCAAGUAUAA
Entrophospora sp. SA101 is the source of this 423-nucleotide messenger RNA. NCBI's taxonomy places the organism in Eukaryota, Fungi, Glomeromycota, Glomeromycetes, Entrophosporales, Entrophosporaceae. The record is from the annotation of a GenBank genome assembly.